CGUACGAGAACAUGACAAAAACUGUGCUCAAAUUGUCUGAAAACGACACGAUUCCAUCUCAACUGACAAUGUUAGAUGAAACAAUACCCAAGAACGAUACCAGAAGACAGAAAAUACCUUGGUACUCCCGAUGGACAUAUAGACAUGCGUCAGACUUCAAUACCAGAGCAAAAAUCAUGGAUAACGCCCUACAAACGAUUUAUAUGGCGAGGCAUAAGAUAAGGCAAAUGGAAAAAGAGAAACACUUCAAUAGAAAGGAUACAGGUUAUCGGAUAGCAUUCCUCUACAAAUAUAUACGGAAACUGUACCGAAGGCUGGUGGAUAUCUACAUGACCAGUUUGAAGAGAAUCAAAACGACAUAUAAAGACGCAGCCUCGAGCCACGAUUUCAUGGCUGCCAUGCAUCAGAGGGCGGUUAGAAUCCACACUGACUUCUUGUAUUACUAUUGGGUCAUGAUUGAAAUAGAUAAGAGAUACAGAGAUUACAUGGGACACAAGACAUCUAAGUCGCCAGACCUCGAAAAGAUUAGAUCUACAACAGAUCCUUUCCUCAAUUACAAUGGUAAUGAGGAAUGGAAGGUAUGGCAAUAAUGCUGUCUAUAUAUGUCUUCGAAGAGGUCACCGGCAUCCGCUGUGGCGUCGGAAUGUUUUAUUUAUGUGUGUUGGCACUUAAGUUCAAAAACUAAU
Amyelois transitella is the source of this 686-nucleotide messenger RNA. RefSeq lists its product as uncharacterized. Bases 12 to 590 code for a protein of 192 amino acids. The transcript has 4 exons. Lineage: Eukaryota; Metazoa; Arthropoda; Insecta; Lepidoptera; Pyralidae. The record is from RefSeq and is a predicted model, not a curated record.